AUGCAUGAUGCCUAUGCAAAGCCGCCAGACUCCGUCAAGGGUCUUUUCAAGGCCUGGCGAAAGUGUUCUGCGGCCUCGUUGGAUCAGCACCCUGAAAUAAUCGACACUUGUGAGCCAGAUGCGAGCAGGGUAACGCUCCUCUCGGACCGAGAGGUCCCCAGGCGCGGAACCAUACGAGAACUAGAGCAAGUGUUUGCCACCUAUGUGGACAGAGACGAGCUCGCCGGACUGUCCAGCAUCUGCUCGACACCUGGAGACCCUUUCGAGGUCAAAGCAUUGCCUGGUCUCUAUGUGUUCCCUUCUCUCCUCAGCCCCCUUGUUCAGAUAUCAUUGUUAGACAAACUGCUACAUCGUGACCUCUCCGAUCCCAGGCACCAUACCAAUCUCCACCUCCACUACGACGUCUGCUAUCCGAAACCAAGCGCCAGCGUCGGAGAUCAAGAUGAGUCGACUAGCUCUUUCUUCAGCGGGGAACAACGCUCUAUUCUUCCGCCGAAAGACCCUGCAAUGCAUAAACCCAUUGACUACACUCAAAUGCUCGAGACCAAACUGCGGUGGAUGACACUGGGCGGCCAGUAUGACUGGACCAACAAAGCCUAUCCCAAGGAGGUCCCUCCAGCCUUUCCACCAGAUAUAGCCGCCCUACUGAAGGGGCUGUUCCCCGAGAUCAACGCACAGGCCGCCAUUGUCAACCUCUACAAACCUGGUGACACGCUGAGCGUGCAUCGAGAUGUGAGCGAAGAGUGCGACCAAAGCCUCAUUAGCAUCAGUAUUGGUUGUGAUGCGGUUUUCAUUGCUGGCAACGACGACGGCAGUCAGUUGGCCUCAUUGAGACUACGAUCUGGAGACGCCAUUUUAAUGUCGGGCAAAUCAAGAUACGCCUGGCAUGCAGUUCCCAAAGUCACUCAAGACACUUGUCCCGCUUGGUUGCGAGAUUGGCCUGACAUCCCCCGUGGAAGACAGUACCGAGGUUGGCACGGAUGGAUGGCCAACAAGCGAAUCAACCUCAAUGUGCGGCAGAUGAGCGCUGCUUGA
This is a messenger RNA of Capronia epimyces CBS 606.96, 1035 nucleotides long. RefSeq lists its product as uncharacterized. The transcript is spliced from 2 exons. Bases 1 to 1035 code for a protein of 344 amino acids. The record is from RefSeq and is a predicted model, not a curated record. Gene Ontology annotation, cellular component: nucleus; cytoplasm. NCBI's taxonomy places the organism in Eukaryota, Fungi, Ascomycota, Eurotiomycetes, Chaetothyriales, Herpotrichiellaceae.